AUAACAGAUAAUAAUUGUUGUCAUUCACUUGUGCAUUCGGUGCGGUGAAUAAGCACAACAGUAUAUAUAUUGAAAUGAGUAAUAAAAAUAAAGUUAAAAAAGAAAACAUUAGACAAGAUGUGAAAAUUCAACAAAGGAAAAGGGGUUAUAGUGCUGCAUUAAUAAUUUUACCAAUAAUUUUCGGGGUAUUAGCGGCGGUAUGUUAUUCUGAAUAUUUAGAACUAUCAUCGGUUCCCGAUAUGCCCCGAAUGGAUUUGGAUGCUUGGUGGGGUCCAAACGACACAAGGGACAAACAAGAUACGUCUAUAAGGCCUUAUAGGGUUGUGUUCUCUGAUGGGUUACUACAAGACCUUCAACAAAGACACGAGAGGUACAGAGCAGAAACCAAAGGAAAGAAAAGCCUUACAGGUGUGGCCUGGACCUACGGCGUACAUUCCGACAGUUUGUCAAAAUUGUUCGACCACUGGCUUUUCAAAUACAAAUAUGCUGAAAGAGUGAAGUUCCUGAACCAAUAUGACCAUUUCUUGACGAAUAUACAGGGGUUGGAUGUUCAUUUUCUACAUGUGAAGCCGAAAGUUCAGAAAGAUAUUAAGGUGGUACCAUUGCUCCUUCUUCAUGGUUGGCCGGGGUCAGUAAGGGAGUUCUACGAAGCCCUACCGUUACUGACUAAUCCAAGGUCAGGAUAUGACUUCGUGUUUGAAGUGAUCGCUCCCAGUUUACCUGGAUUUGCGUUUUCGCAGGCAUCAGUCAGACCUGGUUUGGGAGUGCCCCAAAUAGCAGUUAUAAUGAGAAAUUUGAUGAAACGCCUGGGAUUCCCUCAAUACGUCGUUCAAGGCGGAGACAUUGGCCAUGCUAUUGGAUCAAAUAUGGCCACUCUGUUCCCAAAUGAGGUCUUAGGCUUCCAUAGUAACAUGCUGAUAAAUAUACAAAAGAAAACUGUUCUGACAUGGGCUUUGGGCGCUAUUUGGCCAACAUUCGUGGAACCUAAUUACACUGAUCGCUUGUAUCCUUUGAAGAACCAUACGGAGUUCUUCUUAGAACAAACUGGGUAUAGCCAUCUGCAGUCUACGAAGCCUGAUACUAUAGGUAUUGCCCUACAAGAUUCUCCAGUAGGUCUAGCGACCUACAUUCUAGACAGGUUCAUGAUCUUCACAGACCGUAACAACAAAUAUGAUGAUGAUGGUGGACUCACCAACUAUUACAAUAUGACUGAUCUUCUUGACAAUAUCAUGCUGUAUUGGGCGACCAACUGUAUAACCACAUCUAUGAGGGUGUACAAGGAAAGUGUCGUCACUUUAGAACUUGAAGGGAAAUUGGCUAAAAUACCAACACCGGUACCAACUUGGGGUCUGCGUUUGAAAAACGAACUGUUUUUCCAGCCAGAGUUCACCCUUAGAUGGAAGUAUCCCAACCUCCUUGGCACCACCACUCUGGAUCACGGCGGCCAUUUUGCCGCAUUUGAACUGCCGGAAGAGUUUACUGAUGAUGUAUUUAAGGCUGUCAACAGAUUUUUGGAGUAUAGACAGAGGAAUUUUGUGGAAUAAAUGUUUUUGCUUUGUA
This is a messenger RNA of Amyelois transitella, 1560 nucleotides long. RefSeq names its product juvenile hormone epoxide hydrolase (gene Jheh-lp4). The coding region runs from base 75 to 1544 and encodes 489 amino acids. NCBI's taxonomy places the organism in Eukaryota, Metazoa, Arthropoda, Insecta, Lepidoptera, Pyralidae. Gene Ontology annotation, biological process: epoxide metabolic process. The record is from RefSeq and is a predicted model, not a curated record. Gene Ontology annotation, molecular function: epoxide hydrolase activity. The transcript is spliced from 7 exons.